AUGGACGCGUUCACGGUCGUAGAACUGUUGAUAUGGCUUGUGCUAAUAUCUCUCGCAUUCCCUGGCGUGUUUUUGCAUGCCUUGAUGCGGUUUUAUUGGUGGCUGAAUGCCAUCCCCGAGGGGAGUAGAAAGGGACACCCAAACGCAAUGCCAGCACUCAACAUCGUCUUCCUCACGGACAUCGUCCAGUCGAUGCUGUUCCCUACGGUGGUGGACAUGUGCCACAUCGUAAUGUUCAACGACCGCGUAUUCCUCAGUUGGAUAACGGCGGUACAUCACCUCGGUGCCGCUGUCGGUGGUGUGAUGGCUUGGGUGGUCUCCUACUUGCAGCUGGAUAGGCAUUUUCAUAAUGUCCCCAAGUGUGCUUCAGUGCUGUUGACCGUGCACAUGGUGUACUUCCUGAGGAUCCUACAGCUGAACAGCAUGCUCAGCCACAUUUUCUGGCACGGUCUAUACUACGUGAUAUACUCGUUCCACCAGAUCGCAGUCUUCAAUACGUUAGUCGCGUCAGUCGGGAAACGUGAAAUGGGAAGCUAUAUGACGUUGUCGUCUGCUGUUGCUAAAUUGGGCAACAUCACAGGUCCUGCUGCACUCAUCAUGGUUUCGACACUCGACUCCACCAGCUUCGCACGCUUGAACGCGCCAUUUCGCCUGAAGAAUGCAGAAAUCGCAUACGUGGUAGUCCUCGCUCUUUGUAUUGUACGGGUGGUCUAUACAUUCGAGCUCGUGAGCCCACUUGAAAAUCGAUGGAAGCGUGCACUGGACGAGACCAGUUCACCCAUCUUGCCACCGAUCGAAGAGAAAAUGGUCUUGGGGCAAUCAAUCGCUACCCCUGAGACCUUGGAGUCGGGCACCGAACCUGUAAACCAACGACACAGCGUUCUGCCAUACGUCAUAUUCGCCAUGAACGUUCUAUCACUAAUCGGAGCAGGGCUCUCCAUCAGGUUCAUGUUUCUCUACAUGAUCCUGAAGUUCAACAUGGAAUACCGCCUCAUGUGGCUGGCUAACAUAUGUAUUCCUAUCGCAUCUACGGCCGCAUUAUUUGUGAUCGACAACCAAGCAAGGCGUUACGGAAAGCUCAAGACCAUAUUUGUCUCCCAGACUAUUGGAUUGAUGCUGUUGUACGCUUUCACCAAGGUUGAAGACCCCAAGUUGGUGCUGGUCAUAUACGUGCUGCGGGCAACCUUCCAGAACACCCCCGCAGCACUGAAGACAACAGUGAUGCUUAAGCACAGCAGCGACGGCGCAAACAGCUACUGGCUUGCCUCCGAGCAUGUGUCGAGGGUGCUCAUCUUCGUAUCAACGAUUCUCGGCGGCCACCUGUCCAAGUAUGCGGGAUUGGAGUACUGCUUUUUGGCGACAGGUUAG
Babesia ovata is the source of this 1368-nucleotide messenger RNA. RefSeq names its product metabolite drug protein. Lineage: Eukaryota; Apicomplexa; Aconoidasida; Piroplasmida; Babesiidae. The record is from RefSeq and is a predicted model, not a curated record. The transcript has 5 exons. The coding region runs from base 1 to 1368 and encodes 455 amino acids.